Molecule: messenger RNA, 991 nt
Organism: Rattus norvegicus (Norway rat)
Lineage: Eukaryota; Metazoa; Chordata; Mammalia; Rodentia; Muridae
Gene: Mxd3
Product: Max dimerization protein 3
Exons: 6
Coding region: 74-694 (206 amino acids)
Cellular component (GO): cytoplasm; spindle; cytosol
Molecular function (GO): G protein activity; GTP binding; GTPase activity
Source: RefSeq, marked provisional
CAUUGAAACAAAAGUGGUAACGCGGCUGCCAGGGCCAGCAUCCCUAUCCCGCUCGCCGUCGGCUGUCGCCGACAUGGAACCCGUGGCUAGCAACAUCCAGGUCCUGCUGCAGGCAGCGGAGUUCCUGGAGAGGCGCGAGAGAGAGGCGGAGCACGGUUAUGCGUCCCUGUGUCCACACCACAGUCCCGGGACCGUAUGCAGGAGGAGGAAGGCACCCCUGCAAGCUCCUGGCGCGCUCAACAGUGGGCGGCAUGUGCACAAUGAGCUGGAGAAACGGAGGAGAGCCCAGCUGAAGCGGUGCUUAGAGCAACUGAGGCAGCAGAUGCCCUUGGGAGUUGACCAUACCCGAUAUACUACACUGAGCCUGCUGCGCAGGGCCAGGAUGCACAUCCAGAAGCUGGAGGAGCAGGAGCAGCAGGCCCAGCGGCUCAAGGAGAAGCUUCGGAGCAGACAGCAGAGCCUGCAGCAGCAGUUGGAGCAGCUCCAGGGGCUGCUGGGAGUGAGAGAGCGGGACCGGCUGAGAGCUGACAGCCUCGAUUCUUCAGGCCUGUCCUCUGAGCGCUUUGACUCGGACCAAGAGGAUCUGGAGGUGGAUGUGGAAAGCCUGGUGUUUGGGACUGAGACGGAGCUCCUACAGAGCUUCAGCGCUGGGCAGGAGCACAGCUACUCACACAGCACUGGCACCUGGCUAUGAUGCCCGCCGCCGGAGUGGCCUGUACUCUCUCUGGACUGAACCCGCCAGUCAGUGGCUCACAGCCACGUGUCGAAGUGACAAUAAAGCCAUCACCGUGUGGGAGCAGAUUCUGGACUCUGCUGCACAGCUUGAGCCUGGGCUACCCUCCCCACCCCCAGGGGAUUUUAUGUAGCGCUUGGCUCUGCUCUGCUGCUCCCCACAGGGACCAGAGGCCUGUAAACUUCUUGUUCCUGGGCAAAGCCCCAGGCCUCUGCCCAUAUAUACCGCACAGUAUUUUCAUUAAAAUCCUCUUUCAUA